Drosophila grimshawi is the source of this 2143-nucleotide messenger RNA. RefSeq names its product neprilysin-1. The record is from RefSeq and is a predicted model, not a curated record. Lineage: Eukaryota; Metazoa; Arthropoda; Insecta; Diptera; Drosophilidae. Gene Ontology annotation, biological process: protein processing. Bases 1 to 1842 code for a protein of 613 amino acids. Gene Ontology annotation, cellular component: plasma membrane. Gene Ontology annotation, molecular function: metalloendopeptidase activity. The transcript is spliced from 2 exons.
AUGUCAAGUUUGCAAUUGGCUUUGCUGUGCAUUGUUUUGGCACCUUUGGCACAAUGCCAAGUAGAUAUUAAUGUGGCUAUGAUGGGACAGAUCUAUUCAAAUCUAGAUCGCAGCAGCUCACCAUGUGCAAACUUAUGGGCUCACUCAUGCGGCAAUUGGUCAGGCAACUACAUGGACAACUUUGAGCGGGCCGAGGCGAGCUAUGCGAAGGCAAUGGCCUUAGUGCUGAGUGGAACUCACGACAAGGAGGGGGAGAAUGCAACACAUCUGUUGCAACAAAUACGUGAUUAUUUUGCUUCGUGUGUUAUCAGCGAUCAGGAGUUGCAAUUGCCACACGAACUCAUCUCUGGCCACUUGGAAUGGACAAAUGCAGCUGGCAGACUGCGUAAAUACGGUGUUAAUGGCGUCUUCCUGGAUGAGUCAGUCGAUGUUGCCUACAACGAUUCGAGACGUUAUGUAAUACAACUAAAGAUGCCAGCCCAAAAUGACCAUUUGCCCAUGGCAACACUUUCCCCCGAGCUGCAGCAGCUGGACAGAGAGCUACGAGAAUUGUGCCGCAAAUACCGCAGAGAGGAGCCAACACUCCAAUCUUGGACACUGGGCGAGCUAAAGCAGCAAAUACCGCAAAUCGAUUGGAAAAACUAUUUCGAGGCGCUGCUCGAAGUGGAGCCGAAAGAUGACCAACUUCGUGUGGAGGUCAGUGAUGUUGGGUACCUGCGAGAGUUAGGCACAUUGCUGCAGAAUAGGAGCACAACCAGUCUGCAAUUAUAUCUAACAAUACGCCUGACCAGUUUUGCACGGAAAGCUAAUCCCAACACAGGGCUUUGGUCAAGAGUUCAUAGCUGUAUUCAACAUAUGCGCGCCGUGCUGCCGCUGGGCAUGAACUACAUCUACGAUCGAUAUGUUUACAGGACACGGUCGGAGGAUACGCGACAGCUCAUGGAAAUCUUCACCAGUUUGCGUAGAACAUUUAACAAGUACUUGGAUUACAAUCACAUGGAGUUAAGUCCACAGGAAUUGGACUAUGUGCGUGCCAAACUGGCCGGAGUUCACCUCAAGCUGGGCAAUUUGCCGGAUGCGACAACCUCGGGGGACUUCUACGAUAGCCAUUAUGCCAGUGCAAACUUUUCUCGUUCGGAUUUCCAGCAUAAUUUUUGGCAGGCACUGCGUCUUCGUACACGGCUACAACACGCCCCAUUGCUGCAACAUGGAGCCGUCUUGCAACCCGAACUUUACUAUCUUAACGAUGAUGUGUUAAGUGCUCGCAAUGCGCCCUAUUUUGAACAUGAAAGGAACACUCUAACCGUGCCCCUGAUCUUUAUGCAGUGGCCCUUCUACGAUUAUCGCCUGCACUCCGUAUUUCAAUAUAGCCUAAUGGGUUUUAUAUUGGGACAUGAGCUAAUGCACGGCUUCGAGCAGGACGGCAUUCUCUUUGAUGCCACCGGCAAUGAGUCGGAGCUGGGUUUGCAACUGCGUCAGCAGCCAAGAUUUCAGGCAGCCCUAAAAUGUGUCCAGAAGACGCCAACGGCAUCGCUGAAGGAGCGAUUGGCGGAUGUGAAUGGUCUUCAGCUGGCAUAUGAUGCAUUCUUUGGCAUUGGUCACGACUCCCAACGAUUCGAAUAUCGACCGUAUGACUUUGAGAGGGAGUUGCUGGCACCGCAACUCUUUCAUCUAAACUUUGCCCAGUUCUUUUGUGGUCGAUUGCCAUUGGCCAUUGACCAUGACAUGGACGAUGUGCGUGUGAAUGUGGCUGAGAGUAACUUAAAGCAAUUUUCCACUGAUUUCAAUUGUCAACAACAGGCACCAUUCACCGGCUGUGAAAUGUGGCGCCCAAGCACAUAGUGGAAUGUACAAAACAUUGUUACACUCUUCAAAAAAUCAACCUCCUUUUGGCGCCAGUGUUUGAUCAGCCUAUUAUUAAGAAAUUUCCAAAAAGUGUAUGGUUGUGGCUUCCUAAAAACUAUGGUUUGUUUCACAGUGAAUCUUUAUAAAACGUAGCCAAAAAAUAUGCAUAAUUUCCAGAGUGUUGUUUUCUAUGCCGUAAAUUGAAUGCGAUUUCUUUUUACUUGUAUAUAUUAUUAAAAAAUAUUAGUAUUUUUAGACUUCACAUAUACACAAGCAUCUUAUACACCAUUGUUUAUAA